GAGGGGUUGUCUGGAGUGGCGGGAAUCCAUGCGGGGGCCAUGAACAGAGCGGCGCUCCUGGGACUGUCCCGCCUGUGCGCGCUGUGGGCAGCCCUGCUCGUGCUAUUCCCUUGCGGAGCUCAAGGAAACUGGAUGUGGUUGGGCAUCGCCUCCUUUGGGGUUCCGGAGAAACUGGGCUGCGCCAACUUGCCUCUGAACAGCCGCCAGAAGGAGCUGUGCAAGAGGAAACCGUACCUGCUGCCCAGCAUCCGAGAGGGCGCCCGUCUGGGCAUUCAGGAGUGCAGAAGUCAGUUCAGACACGAGAGAUGGAACUGCCAGGUCGCUGCCGCCGCCCCGCCGGGCACCAGCCCGCUCUUUGGCUACGAACUGAGCAGCGGCACCAAGGAAACAGCAUUUAUUUAUGCCGUAAUGGCUGCAGGCCUGGUGCAUUCUGUGACCAGGUCGUGCAGUGCAGGCAACAUGACGGAGUGUUCCUGUGACACUACCUUGCAGAAUGGUGGCUCAGCGAGUGAAGGAUGGCACUGGGGGGGCUGUUCCGAUGAUGUCCAGUAUGGCAUGUGGUUCAGCAGAAAAUUUCUGGAUUUCCCUAUCAGAAACACCACGGGAAAAGAAAGCAAAGUACUGUUAGCAAUGAACCUUCAUAACAAUGAAGCUGGAAGGCAGGCUGUUGCCAAGUUGAUGUCAGUGGACUGCCGCUGUCACGGAGUGUCUGGCUCUUGUGCUGUGAAAACAUGCUGGAAAACCAUGUCUUCUUUUGAAAAGAUCGGCCACUUGUUGAAGGAUAAAUAUGAAAACAGUGUUCAAGUCUCAGACAAAAUAAAAAGGAAAAUACGCAGGAGAGAAAAAGACCAGAGGAAAGUACCGAUCCGCAAAGAUGAUCUACUCUACGUGAAUAAGUCUCCCAAUUACUGUGUGGAGGAUAAGAAAUUAGGGAUCCCGGGGACACAAGGCAGAGAAUGCAACCGUACCUCGGAGAGUGCAGAUGGCUGUAACCUCCUCUGCUGUGGCCGAGGCUACAACACCCACGUGGUCAGACACGUGGAAAGGUGUGAGUGCAAGUUUAUCUGGUGCUGCUAUGUUCGCUGCAGGAGGUGUGAAAGCAUGACUGAUGUCCACACUUGCAAGUAACCACUCCAUCCGCCCUUGGGCAGCACUCCUUACUGACCACAGUAGAGUGCCACAUUGCAGGGUGAGUGAACUCCACUCACGCCUUGGAAUUCCCAGAUCUUGGGACCCUCUCAGAGUUCCCUUUACCCGGUCAGUGUCCAAUCACACACUGAGCAAGUGGAUUUGGGAGAAUUCUAAAAGGUUUGGGUUCAUAUUUUGGUGAUUUGGGAAAUAUAUAUGGCAUAUAAGGAAGAUAAUCUGCCUCCUAAGGUAGAAAUAACAGAAAAGAAACUUCAUGUGGAAGACCUGGUCCAUCCUCAGGUUAAGAUCCUUGGCUGUGGAACUCAGUCAUGAAACUCUAUAGCGCUGGAUGAAUAUUAGUCAUUUUUAAAAGAUCCCUCUAGUAGCAGGAAGGAGCAGUACACAUGAAUCUCCUUUAUUCUCUCAGUAUUUUAGAUGAAGAAAUGUUAAGUGUUUAUGCAUAG
Molecule: messenger RNA, 1592 nt
Organism: Molossus molossus (Pallas's mastiff bat)
Lineage: Eukaryota; Metazoa; Chordata; Mammalia; Chiroptera; Molossidae
Gene: WNT16
Product: Wnt family member 16
Exons: 4
Coding region: 40-1128 (362 amino acids)
Biological process (GO): multicellular organism development; cell fate commitment; neuron differentiation
Cellular component (GO): extracellular region
Molecular function (GO): cytokine activity; frizzled binding
Source: RefSeq, a predicted model, not a curated record